AUGUCAUCUGACUAUUCAAACGUCAAGGUUGGGGCUCUCAAGUUGAAAGGGAAGAAAAAUAUUUUCAAGGCCGAAAGAAAGAAAAAGUCAAAAGGCGAUGCCAAUGCACAAAUUGAUGAAGAUGCAAUCGCUCACGGUGGAUGGUGGAUGAUCAAAGAUGAGGUUGAUUUAAAGGGCGGCAUCCACAUUUCAUUGGAAUCAGGAAAUGGAAAUCGAUGCUAUUUGGCUGCUAUGGACAACGGACGCUUUACAAUUGGUGCUCCGCAUACAGAAGGAGAAGGGCCCAAUCCUGAAGAAGUAUUCGCUCUUGUAAGAACUCCCGAUGAGCAGAAAUUCAGUAUGAAGACUGGAUAUGGAAAAUAUAUUGGCAUUGAUACUUCCGGCCAACUUGUUGCGACGGCAGAGGCAAUUGGAACGAGAGAACGCUUUGUUGCUGUGUUUCAAGACGGUAAAUCAGCCAUUCAAUCUGUCAGCAACCCCCUGUUCCUUUCAAUGAAACCAGACAAAGAGGGCUAUGUUUUUGUUGCAAGUCGAACAGCUUCCGAAGACGAAAUGAUAAAUAUUCGUACUGAUGUUGAGAGAACUGGCCCCGUUGAUUGGCGUCCAGCUGAAGACAAGCAAAGUGCGCGCGAGUGCGAAACUUCUUAUGUAAAAAUGUUUCAACACUCGAAAGUUGAUCUCAAAGGUCGGCAUGUUUCAGUUGACAUCAACAACAAGCAAGCCGUCAAACGAGCACAGAAAGACGGUGAUUUACACGAGCUCCUACUUGAGAGGAGAAAGAAAACAAAGAGUGAUCGUUACUGU
Mesorhabditis belari is the source of this 804-nucleotide messenger RNA. The record is from the annotation of a GenBank genome assembly. NCBI's taxonomy places the organism in Eukaryota, Metazoa, Nematoda, Chromadorea, Rhabditida, Rhabditidae.